CUUAAAUCUUUGCUUGUGUCAAACGGCCGUGUUUGCAACUGCAAGGUGGUGUCCUCCAUCCUAUCCACCCUCUCUCUUCCUCGUAUCUCUGUCCUGGCCCCUGACCCUUCUCUCUCUCCAUCUCCCCCCUCUCCUCCCCCCUCUCAGCAUUCUGACGCUCUGUGUGGCAGCUGCCCGUCCUCUGGUUCUGCCCCACAGACUAACAGCCUUUGGCCGAGCCUGCCGCAGCCUGGAGCUGGGUUCCCUGGGUGGACAGGACAGCCCACCCAGCCUGCGCCGUGCUGGGCUGGCCAGCCAAACACUCCCUGCUGGAAUGGGACACAACCAGGUGCGGUCUCUGUCCCUGCACCGACUGCAUUUCCAGCUCAAGCCAUGACACCAGCCCCUGCACCUACAGCAUCCAUUGUCCCAGCUCCAGCUCCGGCUCCAGGUCAGCCCUGCCAGCCUUGCUGGGCAGGCACCCAGUACCAGCCUCCGCAGUACCAGCCUCCCCAGUACCAGCCUCCGCAGUACCAGCCUCCCCAGUACCAGCCUCCCCAGUACCAGCCUCCCCAGUACCAGCCUCCCCAGCCACAAGCUCCUAUUCAAGCUCAAGUCCCAGCUCCAGCUCCAGUCCCAACACCUGCUCCUGCUGCCAGCAUCCGCCCAAAUGUACCAGGAUGGCCUGCCCAACCUGGCUGGCCUUAUAACCCAGGACAGUCAGGGUGGCCUGGACAGAGUCCAUCUAUCGCACCUCCACACUGGCUUCCACCCACAUCUGGACCUCUGAGCGUGCCAUACAACUUGAACCUGGCCCGAGGGGUCUAUGAUAAGAUGAUGAUGACCAUCUUGGGCCAUGUCAAACCUAAUGCUAAAAUGUUCACAGUGAACUUUCUGAGAGGAACCGACAUCGCCUUUCACAUCAACCCCCGCUUCAGUGAGGCGGGCAAACAGGUGUUAGUCCGUAACCACAAACUGGGUGAGCGCUGGGGCCCGGAGGAGAGGGACCUGAAAGGAGCCUUCCCCUUCGCUCUUGGGAGCCCGUUUGAGAUGAAGAUCCUGUGCACUCCCGAGGCGUUCAGGGUGGCAGUGAACAACUUCCCGCUGUUUGAGUUCCGACACCGAGUCAGAGAGCUCAACCAGAUUGACAGAAUCAACAUCCUGCACGAUGUCGUCCUCACCUUCGUCAAUGUGGAGACACUUGCAUAG
Messenger RNA from Cottoperca gobio, 1188 nucleotides. RefSeq names its product galectin-3. The transcript has 4 exons. The annotation marks the transcript as partial. The record is from RefSeq and is a predicted model, not a curated record. Gene Ontology annotation, molecular function: disaccharide binding; laminin binding; IgE binding. Gene Ontology annotation, cellular component: immunological synapse; cytoplasm; nucleus. NCBI's taxonomy places the organism in Eukaryota, Metazoa, Chordata, Actinopteri, Perciformes, Bovichtidae. Gene Ontology annotation, biological process: positive chemotaxis; negative regulation of extrinsic apoptotic signaling pathway; neutrophil chemotaxis.